CCCAGGUCGGUGCUCUGUAACCAUACGUGGCACACACUAUUGGGCCGGUCCUGUGUGGAAUAGGGGUUAUUUCCGGAUUUCUUCAGGUGAAAAUAAACUGUAUAUAGUAUAGAUUUUGUUGGUUCUGAAGUCAAGCAAUCCUGUCCUGAGGAUGAGUUACAUGAACCAACCACCUGGGGGUGGAUAUCAGCAACCUGGAUACAACUCUUAUGCUCCUCCCCAGGGUCAGGCUCCGCCCAAUGCUUAUGGAAGCUAUAGUAACCAACCUAGCCAACAGGGAGGUCCACCUGCAGGAGGUCCGCCUCCCCCUGGGCCUGGGAAACCGCCUGCAGGAGGUGCAUAUGGUGAUAACAGGCCACCGCAGAACUCAUAUGGAGGCUCAUCCAUGAAUGGACCAUCGUCGGGGCCUCCGCCAUCAGGUCCUAGUGGUAACCAGUUCGGGGCUCCUAGACCGAUGGGUGGGUACCCUUUACAAGGGCAGCGGCCAGCUGGACCCGGGCAAGGACUACCUGGACAGGGACCACCAGGACAAGGACAACGCGCUCCUCCUCCAAUGGGAGGACAACCACCUCAGGGGCAACCCCAACAAAAUCUCCCGGGGAGUUAUCAGCAAACCAGACCACCAGUGUCCAGCUCACAAUCUGGUUUUUACCAACCUGGUGCCCCACCCCCGCCAGGCGGAGCUCAACCUAUGAAGCAAGUUACCAAUCAGAUGUCAGCUAUGAAUGUAUCUGGUGGUCCACCCCGCCCAGGCUAUAAUAUGGGAGGUCCUGUAGGAGGUCCACCACCACCUACAUCAGGGGGAUAUGGGGCACCACCUCCGCCAACCUCAGGGGGUUAUGGGGCACCACCACCUUCCAGCCAAGCACCUCCUUCAGGGUACCAAGGCCAGCCCCCAACAAGUUACGCUCCAGGACCUUCAACUAAUAACUACUCCAGUGCACCCCCUCCAUCAUCAAGUUACGCAGGUGCUCCUCCAACAAAUACAAACUAUGGUCAACCAAGCACAGGGGGACCGCCCCUUCUGAGUAGCUAUGCAGGAGCACCACCCCCUACCUCGAUGGGGCAAGGACCAGCUUAUGGUGCGGGUGCCCCGCCCCCAAUGGGGUCAAGCAUGACUCCGCCCGCCACCCCACCGGGGACCGGUCAAGUAGGUCCGCAAGGAAUGGGAUACCAAACUGGAGGUCCACCUCCCCCAGGAGGAAUGGGGAUGCCGCCACAGGGUGGCGUAGGGGGGUAUGGACACCCCCCUGGUCCAGGUGGAAUGCAACCUCAACCACAGGCGCAACAGCCAGCUCCAAAGAGACUCGAUCCUGAUCAGAUGCCAAGUGCAAUUCAAGUAAUAGAUGAUGACAGGAAAAGUAGAGGAGGUCAGCAAUUUAUCACAAACCUUAGAGGACAGGUCCCACCCCUUGUUACAACAGACUUCCAGGUUGUAGAUCAAGGAAAUGCCAGUCCUAGAAUUAUCCGUAGUACCAUGUAUAGCAUUCCAUGUACUCAAGACCUUGUCAAACAGUCACAGAUUCCUAUUGGAGUUGUCAUAUCACCGUUUGCAGAGAUGAUAAACAAUGAGAAUCAGCCUCCUAUAGUAGACCAUGGUCCUAAUGGUCCCGUAAGGUGUAAUCGAUGCAAGGCCUACAUGUGUUCUUUCAUGACUUUUGUGGAGGGAGGCAGGCGGUUCCAAUGUGCCUUCUGUGGUGGUCUUACAGAAGUUCCGCCUGAAUUCUUCCAGCCUUUGGAUCACAUGGGGAAGAGAGUUGAUAUGUAUGAAAGGCCUGAGCUAUCAUUAGGAACCUAUGAAUUCUUAGCUACAACUGAUUAUUGUAAAAACAACACACAGCCAAACCCACCAGCUUACAUCUUCAUGAUAGAUGUAACAUACCAGAGUAUGAAGACUGGUAUGGUUAACCUACUUUGUCAAAGACUCAAGACACUCUUGGAUGAUCUACCAAAAGAGCAUGGAGCAAAGGAGUCCAACAUCAGGGUGGGUUUUGUGACAUAUGACACCACGCUUCACUUCUAUAAUGUGAACAGCGCCCUCGCUCAGCCUCAGAUGCUGGUUGUGUCCGAUAUCAACGAUGUUUUCAUGCCUUUACUAGAUGGGUUCUUAGUUCGGCUUUCAGAAUCAAGGGCUUGUAUUGAAAGCCUUUUAGAUCAGAUCCCAGAAAUGUUUGCAGAGACGAGAGAGACCGAGUCCAUGUUGGGACCAGUUGUACAAGCUGGUUUAGAGGCUCUCAAGGCUGCUGAUACGUCAGGCAAGCUCUUAUUAUUCCAUUCAUCGCUUGCAAUCCUGGAAGCCCCAGGAAAGCUCAAGAACAGAGAUGACAGAAAACUCUUGGGGACAGACAAAGAAAAGACCGUGUUGACACCACAGAUCAACUUCUACACCAAGCUAGGUCAGGACUGUGUGACAAAUGGCUGUAGUGUAGAUACCUUCCUCUUCCCAAACUCCUACGUAGAUGUAGCAACGGUUGGUCAGGUCUCUACGCUCACUGGAGGACAGUGCUACAAGUACAGCUACUUUCAGGCUGCCAAUGAUGGGGAGCGUUUUAUCUCUGACCUCACCCGGAACCUUACCCGCGAGACAGGCUUUGAUGCAGUCCUCAGGGUCCGUACCAGCACUGGCAUCAGACCAACAGACUUCUAUGGUAACUUCCACAUGUCAAACACGACAGACGUGGAGCUCGCAUCGAUAGAUUGUGACAAGGCGGUUACCGUGGAGAUCAAGCAUGAUGAUAAACUACAAGAAGAUGUAGGAGCAUUUAUCCAGACUGCUGUGUUAUAUACCAGUGUUAGUGGUCAGAGACGACUACGUGUCAUCAAUCUCUCCCUCAACUGCUGCUCUCAGAUGGCUGAUAUGUACCGCAACUGUGAGACGGAUACCAUUAUCAAUUUCCUUGCCAAAUAUGCUAUCCGAGGUGUACUGAACUCUAAUCCCAAAGCCAUCAGGGAUAGCGUCAUCAAUAGAUGUGCCAACAUCCUAGCAUGCUACAGAAAGAAUUGUGCUACACCCUCAUCUCAUGGACAGCUCAUCUUACCAGAGUGUAUGAAAGUACUCCCUCUAUAUGUGAACUGUGUGAUGAAGAGUGAUGCAUUCUCUGGAACCACAGACAUCACUACUGACGAUAGAAGCUGGUUGAUGCAGACCGUUCUGUCCAUGGAUGUAGUCUCAACUCAUGCAUACUUCUACCCUAGACUCAUCCCAGUUCAUGACAUUGAUGUGAACAGCGAAGACAUCCCCAGCGCGGUCCGAUGCUCCAUUGAAAGAUUCCAAGACCAAGGCGUUUACCUCCUUGAAAACGGUCUCAUGCUCUUCAUGUGGAUUGGAUUACAUGUGAACAAUGACUGGGUUCAGAACGUGUUUGGUGUAACCUCCCCCGCCCAGAUCAACAUCGAAUCACAUCAGCUGCUUGAGAGAGAUAACCAAACGUCCAGGCGGCUGAGGAAUAUGAUCGAUGUGCUCCGCUCGGAAAGACCGAGAUACAUGAAGCUGACCCUUGUGAGACAGAGGGACACCCUAGAGCCAUGGUUCAAGCAUUUCUUGAUGGAAGACAAGGGAUCCAACGCCUCGGCAUCCUACGUAGACUUCCUGGUCCAUAUGCACAGAGAGAUCCGUAGUAUCCUGAGCUGAGACCUGUGAUGAUGAUCAUCUUUCAAUGAUAUCCUGAGAUAAACAUUAGCAUAGUCUAGAUCUUAAGUGUGAGGUCCUAGGUCUCUGUGAUGCCUAUGUGUUUAACCCGCUGCCUACUGGAAUGGAUGACCUCUGCACAGAGCUUUGGGUAAUGACAGAAGUCGGGAGUCAAAGGGUUACUAGCCACCAAUAUGGACCUAAACUUGGUGUUCGGACUGAGCAACGAAAUGAUUAUCAUCAUAGUCUGGUCGAAUUUGAGACGAGAAAUUGCCAUUUGAAUAUCCUUACUGGAACUUGGAUUUGGUUGCUUUUCAAGCGAUAACAAUAAAAUGAUACUGGUAGUGCAGUUUAGAUCGAGCAUGAAAUAAUUUUAAAGCUGUCAAGGGCGGUUGUUUUUGUAGAGUUAUAAUCAUAUAACCAUGAGAAUUGGCCACAACUUGAUGUUCAGAGGAGCCCAUAUCUUGGACGUGGAACUUGGGAAUGGAUCGCACAUCCUUCAAACUUGAUACUCCUCAGGGAGUGGAGCAGGUGGGUUAAUCAGUCUAAAGCUUGAAUCGACUGAUCGGGUUCAUGUGAUUAUGAUUAAUCAUAUUUUAAAGGUUACAACAGAAGUAUCGAUAUCAUUUCAUACAUUAUUGUCACUGUUACACUGCUCGGCAAUGCAUAAAGUAUGUUCAUUCGACUCCCUGAUAUUUGGGACCUUAGUGAAAUGGUUUAUCUCUGUUUUCGAGUUCAUAUGAAAAGCUGCAAUGCUCUCAAAUUAUCGUGGCUUGAAUAGUUCAUAUAUUGAAGUGAAAAAUGGGUUUUCGGAUACACAAACUGAUUAACGUUAUUGAAUUGCCCUGCCUAGGAGUGAAAAUAGACUGCCUAAUUAAGUAUAAAGUGCUUAGUCAUUAUUAAAGAAUGAAACUGAUGCUUAUUCUAUUGUUUUGGUAUUGAGAUGGUAUGUCCCCUAGCUUUGUUUUCAAUCAUGUUUCCUACCAAGCAGUUUGGUUUUAUGUUUGCAGACAUCUUAAAGUUUAAUCUUAAUAUGAUGUGA
Molecule: messenger RNA, 4670 nt
Organism: Lytechinus variegatus (green sea urchin)
Lineage: Eukaryota; Metazoa; Echinodermata; Echinoidea; Temnopleuroida; Toxopneustidae
Gene: sec24c
Product: protein transport protein Sec24C-like
Exons: 19
Coding region: 152-3631 (1159 amino acids)
Biological process (GO): endoplasmic reticulum to Golgi vesicle-mediated transport; COPII-coated vesicle cargo loading; intracellular protein transport
Cellular component (GO): endoplasmic reticulum exit site; COPII vesicle coat
Molecular function (GO): SNARE binding; zinc ion binding
Source: RefSeq, a predicted model, not a curated record